Messenger RNA from Musca vetustissima, 1280 nucleotides. RefSeq lists its product as uncharacterized. The coding region runs from base 36 to 1280 and encodes 414 amino acids. Lineage: Eukaryota; Metazoa; Arthropoda; Insecta; Diptera; Muscidae. The record is from RefSeq and is a predicted model, not a curated record. The transcript is spliced from 3 exons.
GUAAGUGACAGCAAUAGAUCAAAGUUGAAGCAGCAAUGCGAACAAAGCACUUCAUUGUGGUUCUUUGCUGUACUGUUACCUCAACAUUAUUAUUUAUCAUUUUGGGUACAAGCGAAUCAAGUGACUUAAAAAAUAUAGUUUCACACACUCAUCAACAAAUAAAUAAGAUCCAGGAAAAUUUGCGUGUUUCUGAGGAAAAGAAACUUGAUAUUGACUCGAAAUAUCUUACCAUAUUGGGAUUUACAACGUCGACGUCGUCGGCUACUUAUAAUGCUACAAAAAAUGCACUAACUUCAGAUUACUACAAAUAUGAGGCCCGAAAUAAAGGGGAAAAACACUCAUACAAAUAUCCGGGUUAUAUGCUUGAUGUAGAACUUUUACCAAACUCGAAAGAGGAAACAGAGAACUCUCAAUCUCAAGUGCAUACUGCUGCGGCACAUUUAUUUAAUGGCACCAAAGUCAAUUUUACCAUUGUUACAUACGUCCAGGAAGGGCAGGCUCCGUCUGCCAUUCUUUUGUCGCAGAAUAUUGCUUCAAAAUUUCCAAAUGAAUAUUUAAUGAUAUACGAUCUUGGUUUAUCCGAAGAGGAAUUACGAGCUUUGACCGCGUACUGUAACAAUUCCCGAUGUACUGUAAUAUCGUAUGAUUUGUCAGUAUUCCCAUCUCAUGUUGCGGACCAAAGGAUGCAUGCAUAUCGGCCGAUCAUAAUAAAGGAUGCUCUUAUACGCUCCAAGUCAAUUCUGUUUGCCGAGAAUUAUAUAAGGAUUCGGGGAACAAGUCGAGAUUUAAGUGACUUACAAAAACAUUUGCACUUGGUAGGAGUGUUAGGGUGGAACAGCCCUACCGCCGUUUCUACACGUACACACCCAAAAAUGUUCGAUUACUUUCAAACGGAUGCAGACGAUUUUAUAUUUUUGAGGAUGGUGGAUCUGGAUACUGUCCUUUUUGAGGAUACAGCUUUUGUUGCCGAAAAAAUACUCUUGCCCUGGAUUAAAUGUGCGCUUACACUAGAAUGUAUAGACCCUAUCGGUGCGCAGUCAAAUGGUUGCAAAUAUAACAAGAAGCCACAGUAUCGCUAUUCCGGUUGUCAUAGCUAUGAUACAUCUGCAUUCAAUAUUGUUCUAGGCUUAACAUGGCAUCUAGAUGACUCAAAGUAUUCACUGCCAAGUAAAAAUUAUAACAUAUUUUAUAAAGAAACAUUGGAGCAAGCAACAAAGAUUCUCGAAAAUCGAAGACGAAACAGUAGUGAAACAUCCGAACACCCAUUCACAGAUGAUUAA